Messenger RNA from Pochonia chlamydosporia 170, 1554 nucleotides. Its product is annotated as sporulation protein RMD1. The record is from RefSeq and is a predicted model, not a curated record. The transcript is spliced from 3 exons. Bases 1 to 1554 code for a protein of 517 amino acids. Lineage: Eukaryota; Fungi; Ascomycota; Sordariomycetes; Hypocreales; Clavicipitaceae.
AUGGAGCCCCAGGUCAUCAGCGAAAACACCCCUCUGCUUCCUUCUACACCCUCCUCUUCCGAGACUCGACCCCGAAAUACCAGAACCGUCACCUUCAGCCCCGACCCCGUCACAAAGACCUUCGAACCAGAGUCCUAUUCCUCGCGAAGUAGCAAUGCCUCCAUCGCCAAUCCUGUUAUCGGCGCGCCUCGUGCAAGCCCUCCCGUGCUUACCGCGCUGAACAACAAGCUCAGAAGGCGCAACAGCCAUGGAGGCGUCACCACCAUUCAACCUCACCUUGGACCCAAGAUUGGUCCCCAACGAAGUACAAAAAAGACAGAGAAGCUUAAACUCCUACCGAACCCCGACAUUGAAGGUGACGAGGAUGAAGAGAGCGGCCGAGAUGUCUACUCCCAGUACACAAGAAUCAAGGAUCCCACUGCCAGGAGAGAUGCCGCCAGGUUGGGCAAAGGUGACCGUGAUCGAUUACCUCGAGUUACGGCAUACUGCACAGCCGACAAGUACCAAAUGGAAUCGUUGAUGCGAUUUCUCAAGGGACGAGGCAAAACGCGCGGUGCCAAUCCCAAAAUCAUUGAUGAAUGCAUCUACACACCAUACUCAUACGCCAAACCCAGCAGAAUCCACCAUGACCCAAUUCGAAACUAUCAACGACGGCACUCGACUGGUGGUGAAACCAUGGAAGAAGAAGCCCAGCGACAUCAAACUCUUGGUCUGCAAAACCAGGACUCAGGCUACGCUGAUGAGUUUUCAGCUGACGGCAUUCCCGAUCCUAGUCACCUAGGCAAUGAGAAUCUAUUGGGACCAGCCGUCACAGAGGAGGCACCGGCGACGGAGAACGUCUUGGAUUUUGACACUCAAAUUCACACGCCGGAAGUUUUCCUAUUUGACUACGGCGUCGUUGUUAUAUGGGGCAUGACAGAGUCCGAAGAGGCCAAAUUCCUCAAAGAGCUGGCGAAAUUCGAGCUGGAAAAGCUGGCACCAGAUGAUAUAGAAACCGAACUCUUCAACUUUUAUUACACUCGCGAAUACCAGGCUCGGAUAUACAACGAUUUCAUUACGCUGAGAGACAAAAACAACUACAUGAUCAAGCUGGCUAUAUCCCAUGCACUCGCACAAAGCGUCAAGACGUCUCUUUAUGAAGAACUAAUAGCUACCACCGUUGACACAUGCAAAGACAUACCCACUCACAUUGCCCUCACCGGCAAAAUCAACCUCUCUCGAAAACAAAUAAACAUGCAAAUUGGCGACCUCUUCAUCCUCCGCAUUGCCAUCCACCUCAACGGCUCCGUUCUUGACACGCCAGAGCUCUUCUGGGUAGAACCUCAACUCGAGCCCGUCUACCAAGCAGUGAGGAGUUAUCUGGAGAUGGACCAGCGCGUGGGCUUAUUGAAUGAGAGACUUGACGUUAUUGCUGACUUGUUGGCCGUGCUGAAAGAUCAGUUGAGCCACGGUCAUGGAGAGAAGCUCGAGUGGAUUGUUAUCAUACUGAUUGCCAUGGAAAUCUUUGUUGCGUGUAUUAAUAUUGCCGUUGAUUUGUGGGCUGGCGAAAUAUAG